This is a messenger RNA of Pogona vitticeps (central bearded dragon), 1072 nucleotides long. The record is from RefSeq and is a predicted model, not a curated record. NCBI's taxonomy places the organism in Eukaryota, Metazoa, Chordata, Lepidosauria, Squamata, Agamidae.
GAGAGAGAGAGUGGAUGAGAGGGGAGAAAGAUGGCGGCGGCCGGGCUGAGGGCGAUGGUGGGAGUCAAGCGGGUGAUUGACUACGCGGUGAAGGUGCGGGUAAAGCCCGACAAGACAGGCGUGGUGACGGAUGGCGUAAAGCACUCCAUGAAUCCCUUCUGUGAGAUUGCUGUGGAGGAGGCCGUGCGCUUGAAAGAGAAGAAGCUUGUCUCCGAAGUGGUCGCUGUAAGCUGUGGUCCACAGCAGUGCCAGGAGACCAUUCGCACCGCCCUUGCGAUGGGAGCCGACCGAGGGCUGCACGUGGAGAUCCCUGCGAAAGACUAUGAAAGCCUCGGUCCUUUCCAGGUUUCGAAGAUCUUGGCUGCGCUGGCCAAGAAGGAAGGAGUUCAUCUUCUGCUGCUGGGCAAGCAGGCCAUUGAUGACGACUGCAACCAGACAGGGCAGAUGGCGGCAGCAUUUCUCGACUGGCCUCAGGGGACCUUCGCCUCCGAAGUGACUGUGGAUGGGGACUGGCUAAAGGUUGAGCGUGAAGUUGAUGGGGGUCUGGAGACAGUGCGUCUGAAACUUCCAGCGGUGGUGACGGCUGACCUACGACUAAACGAGCCACGUUAUGCCACCUUGCCCAACAUAAUGAAAGCUAAAAAGAAGAAGAUCGAGGUGGUGAAGCCCUCUGAUCUUGGUGUGGACCUUACCCCACGGGUGAAAAUUUUAAGUGUGGAGGAUCCUCCCCAGCGCAAAGCAGGAGUAAAGGUGGAGACGGUCGAUGAUCUGGUAGUGAAACUCAAAGAGAGCGGGCUGAUCUGAGCUUUCAACAAGUUUGCCUUGCCUGGAGCCUGCUGCCGGAUGUGGUCUGCCGUGGUUGAGGGGGUUGUAGCCCUUCAAGGACCCGUCUUCCUGCCUCUGUGGGACCCAGUCAGUCAGUCGCUCCCUCCGAUAUCAGAUCGUAACCAUGCUGCCUUCCAGCCCAGCUGGCCACUGGGGGAGGGGGUGGGGGGAAAAUGAAUGAGAAUUUAAUUCUGUUUUCUGUACUAAUGAUGUGGGUUUGCAAUAAAUGCCGUGUGAUCUUCAGAGG